UUGCUCUGCUUCUUCUUUGCUUUGCGAAAAGAAAUCGACUUGUCUGAUCUGAUGAGUGGGUGCAACCGAUCCUUGCGCUGUUAUGAGAGCUCCAAUGAUUGGUUGGUGGGUUUUCUUGGUUUCGGGGGGCGGCCAUAGGUAGGGCUCUCUCAAUUGUGAGGUUUCUUGCUGUUUCUGGCCGGCCUGCUCAGUCGAUGCUUAGGGCUUCUGGAGCUAGGAGGGAUUGAGAGCCUCGGCUGCUGAUUUUGGUGGAGUCCGUGGUGGUGCUGGAGUUGGGUUUCUUGGGGGGAACUAAAGAAUCAUCCUGAAUCAGCAGACGCUCAUAUCUUUGGUGGUUGUUGCUGAGCUGGUGGAGGAGCUCUGAGGAGUCUUGCGCACGCCUCGGCUACCAAUAAUUGAUCGGACAAGGCAGGUCAAUCUUAAUUUUGAUUUGGUGAACUUCAUAAGUGACAUGCAGUUGCUCCAUGUACCAUCUCCAGUUGCUUCGACAUCCAUACUCAUGCCUUUGCAGUUAUCUUCAUAAGUGAGCAGUCAAAGUUGUGACAUGUCUAAUUAUUAUUCGAGCCCGGGCGAUGACUCGCAAACCAUGUACUCACCAGACACGGGAAAUGCAUCAUAUCCUGUGUCAUCAUCCCUAGGGAACUUGCUCUAUUCAAACAAUGCAUCUUCUGGACCAUACACCGAGUUCAGUGGUAUUAUGCAGUCCCAGCAGAAUUUUAUGGAGCUGGCUGGCCAUCCUUCGGAAAUUCCACAACAUUCAUCUACUUCGCUUACAGAGCAACGCUCCUUUGGUCCUAUUAAAGAUAUGAGAAAUGAGAUGUUAAUGCAUUUCAUGGAUGCUGCUGCUGCACACAGUGGUGGUGGCGAUGUCAUCCACAAUGAUGCUCAUAGCAGUGCGCAGCUAGAGUUUGGCUUGCUGAACAACCACGAUUCGGCAAGUGUUCCAUCAGCACCAGGCCAAGGAUUGUCUCUGAGCCUUAACACACAUAUCCUGGCACCUUCAUACCCAUACUGGUCCCCAAAGCAAGACUUACUGGCAACCCAAUCUUACCAGGGUGAUGACAACAGAAUGAAGAAUAUGCAGUCAGAGGCCUCACAGGCAAUCAGGAAUUCGAAGUAUCUGAAGGCAGCACAAGAAUUACUCGAUGAGAUAGUUAGUGUUUGGAAGAAUAUAAAGCAGAAUGCACAGAAAAACAAGGUUGAACCAGAAAAAGUGGAUGGUAAAGAGGCCGAUGGGGUGUCAAAAAGUGAGGCUUCCAAUCCGCUGGAGUCUACUGCCAAUGCGGAAGCUGAGAUUUCUGCGGCUGAGAAACAAGAGCUCCAGAAUAAGAUGGCUAAACUUUUGGCCAUGUUGGAUGAGGUGGACCGAAAGUACAAGCAUUAUUUCCAUCAAAUGCAAAUGGUAGUCUCAUCUUUUGAUAUGGUUGCUGGGCCUGGAGCUGCCAAACCUUACACUGCAGUUGCCCUUCAGACAAUAUCACGGCAUUUCCGAUGUCUGAAGGAUGCUAUCAACGACCAGGUCAAUGUUAUCCGGAAGAAACUUGGCGAGGAGGAAAAUUCAUCUGGCAAAGAAGGCAAAUUAACUCGCCUCCGUUACAUUGAUCAGCAGUUAAGGCAACAGCGAGCUUUCCAGCAGUAUGGUGUGUUACAGCAAAAUGCUUGGAGGCCACAGAGGGGACUGCCUGAAAACUCAGUUUCAAUUCUCCGUGCUUGGUUGUUUGAACACUUCCUUCACCCGUAUCCAAAAGAUUCAGAAAAGCUAAUGCUAGCUAGGCAAACUGGUUUAACAAGAAGUCAGAUUUCGAACUGGUUCAUAAAUGCCCGUGUCCGCCUCUGGAAGCCGAUGAUCGAAGACAUGUAUAAAGAAGAGACUGGGGAGGCAGAGCUGGAGUCCAACUCCUCCUCUGACAAUAAACCAAGAAGUAAGGACAAAGUGGUAUCUUGUGAAGAAAAGGAAGAUCUGAAAUGCUCCAUGAGUCAGGCUUACCAAACCAGCGAAUCCAAAGCCAACAUUGGGAUGGUGGGUUUCACUGGAGCCCCGGCCAGCUUCCACAAUGAGGCGAACUCCGAUGAUGGCUUCAUGAACCUGCUGUUGAAGGACCAAAGACCGGGUGAGGCAGAUGGCGACCUCCUCCAUGAUGCGACUGCACAUCAUGCCGAUGAGAGCGCCCGGUUCAUGGCCUACCAUUUGGCAGAGCUUGGAGGAUACCGGAACAGCAACGUGUCAUUGACGCUAGGAUUGCAGCACACCGAGAACAGCCUUUCAGCUCCAAACACUCAUCAGCCAGGUUUCACCGCUGUGGAAGAGGACAUGUACAACACCACAGCUCCUCCCAGUAUCACCGCUGCCUCCUCAGACUAUGAGUCGAUGAACCAAUUAGAUCAACGGCAACAAUUUGAACCGCCGCCUCUACUGCAUGAUUUUGUGGCCUAAAUUAAAUGCUCAUCGGUAAAGAUUGGGUGGAGGAGCAUCUGUAAUCUGUAGGGUCAUGUUAAGAUGCCUGAAAAAACAUGGAAAUUAUAGCUGUAGUCACAUUCCGUACAAAAGAGGGGGGUAUAGCAUGAAAUGUAAUAUAAAGUUUUAGGUGGUGGGGGUAAAUGAUCUUGUAAAGAUGAAUGGAAUGCAUUAUACAUUUAUACGUGUAAAAGAUUAUGACUGAAGAAGAACCAUCUUGUAAAAAAAAAUCUGCAACGAA
Lolium rigidum is the source of this 2696-nucleotide messenger RNA. RefSeq names its product BEL1-like homeodomain protein 7. Gene Ontology annotation, biological process: regulation of transcription by RNA polymerase II. The transcript has 6 exons. NCBI's taxonomy places the organism in Eukaryota, Viridiplantae, Streptophyta, Magnoliopsida, Poales, Poaceae. The record is from RefSeq and is a predicted model, not a curated record. Gene Ontology annotation, molecular function: DNA-binding transcription factor activity, RNA polymerase II-specific; RNA polymerase II cis-regulatory region sequence-specific DNA binding. Bases 545 to 2434 code for a protein of 629 amino acids.